UCACCACUGGAACUGAUGGUGAGGGCAUUGGAUGCUGAAGGAAAUACUUUUAGUACUUUGGCAGGGAUGAUGUUUGAGUGGAGCAUUGCCCAGGAUAAUGAAUCAGCAAGAGAAGAACUGUCUAGCAAAAUUAGGAUUUUGAAAUACUCUGAAGCAGAAUAUUCUCCCCCUGUGUAUAUAGCUGAGAUGGAAAAGGAAGAGAAAAGAGGAGAUAUGAUUUUGGUGUCUGGGGUUACAACUGGUGCUGCUGUUGUAAAAGUUCGAAUUUCUGAACCAUUCUAUAAGAAAGUGGCAGCAGCAUUGAUACCUCUGCUUGUUUUAGAGAAUGUGUUUCUUAUACCAUCCCAUGAUAUUUAUCUCUUAGUAGGAGCAUAUAUUAAAUAUCGAGUUGCAAAAAUGGUUCAGGGAAGAAUGACAGAGGUGAAAUUUCCCCUGGAACAUUAUACACUGGAAUUGCAAAACCACAGAGUUUCAUGUAAUGUGUCUCUUCCUGGGAAAGUGGCUUUACUGGAUGAGAAAACAGCCAUGGUGACUGCUGUCCAACUGGGCCACACUAACCUUGUCUUUAUCCAUAAAAAUGUCCAUAUGCGAUCUUUGUCUGGACUCCCAAAUUGCACCAUAUAUGUUGUAGAGCCUGGAUUUCUAGGUUUCACAGUCCAACCUGGAGACCGUUGGAGUCUAGAGGUGGGGCAGGUGUAUGUUAUUACAGUAGAAGUAUUUGAUAAAAGCAGCACAAAAGUCUAUAUUUCAGAUAAUCUCAGGAUUAUGUACCAAUUCCCAAGAGAGUAUUUUGAAGAGCAGCUGACUACUGUGAAUGGAUCUUACAAUGUAGUGAAAGCCCUGAAAGAUGGUGUGGUCGUGAUAAAUGCAUCCCUGACUUCCAUCAUUUACCAGGAUAAAAAUAUUCAGCCUAUAAAAUUUCCAAUUAUACAUCAGCAAGAAGUGAAGAUUUAUUUUCCCAUCAAGCUUACACCCAACUUUCUGGCAUUUCCUCACCAUCCCAUGGGAAUGUUAUAUCGUUAUAAAGUACAGGUAGAGGGUGGCAGUGGCAAUUUCACCUGGACCUCUUCUAAUGAAACAGUGGCCAUGGUAACCACUAAAGGAGUGGUGACGACAGCUGGUCAGGUCAGGGGGAACAGCACUGUUUUGGCCCGAGAUGUACAAAAUCCUUUUCGAUAUGGCGAAAUUAAGGUAUGUGUUCUGAAACUGAACAAAAUUAAAAUGUUACCAUUUCAUGGUGAUGUAGAGGUUGGCCAGAUUAUAGAAAUCCCCAUUGCCAUGUAUCAUGUAAAUAAGGAGACCAAAGAGGCCAUCGCGUUCUCAGACUGCUCUCAUUUAUCCUUGGAUUUGAACAUGGAUAAACAAGGAGUCUUCACUCUUCUCAAAGAAGGUAUUCAAAGACCAGGACCAACAUACUGUUCCAGUGCACAUAUAGCAGCCAAAUCUCUGGGCCAUACUUUGGUAACAGUUAGUGUGACUAAAUAUGAAGAGUAUUUGGAGAGCAGUGCCACAUUUGCUGCUUAUGAACCCCUAAAGGCUCUAAACCCUGUGGAAGUGGCACUGGUGACAUGGCACUCUGUAAAGGAAAUGAUAUUUGAAGGGGGCCCUCGUCCAUGGAUCUUGGAGCCCUCACGAUUCUUUUUGGAGCUGAGCACGGAGAACACAGAGAAAAUUAGAAUAACGCAAGUCCGGCUGCCAGCUAAGAGAAAACAGAAUCAGUAUAUCUAUCGGGUCCUGUGCCUGGAUUUAGGGGAACAAAUUCUGACAUUCCAAAUUGGAAAUCAUCCAGGUGUCCUGAACCCUAGUCCAGCUGUAGAAGUUGUGCAGGUACGCUUCAUAUGUGCCCACCCUGCCAGCAUAUCAGUAACUCCAGUAUAUAAGGUGCCAGCUGGUGCCCAGCCAUGUCCUCUGCCACAGCAUAACAAACAACUGAUUCCUGUAUCAAGCCUGAGAGACACAGUCCUGGAACUGGUAGUGUUUGAUCAACACAGGAGAAAGUUUGAUAAUUUCAGUUCACUGAUGCUAGAAUGGAAAUCCUCAAAUGAAACACUAGCUCAUUUUGAAAAUUACAAUUCAGUGGAGAUGGUAGCAAAGGAUGAUGGCAGCGGGCAGACCCGGCUACAUGGUCAAAGGAUCCUUAAAGUACAUCAGAUAAAAGGGACUGUACUCAUUGGAGUCAAUUUUGUGGGCUAUUCAGAGAUGGAAAGUCCUUCUAUUCAGAGAAGGAAAGAACUUUCCAACUUGCCCAGAUCUGCAGCUGUAGAGCUGCUCCUGGUAGAUGAUGUAACAGUAUCGCCUGAGAAUGCUACCAUCUAUAACCACCCUGAUGUGAAGGAAAUAUUUAGCCUUGUGGAAGGAUCUGGUUAUUUUUUAGUCAACAGUAGUGAGCAAGACAUUGCCACCAUCACUUACCUGGAAGCAGAAAGCUCUGUCCAGUUAGUUCCAGUACAUCCAGGAUUUCUCAGCUUGGAGGUCUAUGACCUGUGUUUGGCUUUCUUGGGUCCAGCAAUCGCUCACCUCAGGGUGUCAGACAUGCAAGAGCUGGAGCUUGAUGUGAUUGAUAAGGUUGAAAUAGGUAAAACUGUGUUAGUAACUGUGAGGGUUCUUGGCUCUUCCAAACGCCCGUUCCAAAAUAAAUACUUCAGGAACAUGGAGCUCAAACUGCAGUUGGCUUCUGCCAUUGUCACCCUGAUACUAAUGGAGAAACAGGACGAAUACUCUGAAAAUUAUAUCCUUCGAGCUAUCACUAUUGGGCAAACCACACUUGUAGCUAUUGCCAGGGACAAGAUGGGGAGAAAAUUCAUGUCGGCUCCUCGGCAAAUUGAAGUGUUUCCUCCAUUCAGACUUGUUCCAGAGAAAAUGACACUGAUUCCAACUAAUAUGAUGCAGGUAAUGUCUGAAGGUGGCCCUCAGCCUCAAUCUAUCACUCACUUCUCCAUCAGUAAUCAGACCGUGGCUGUUGUUAAUAGGAGGGGCCAAGUUACAGGGAAGGUAGUUGGCAGAGCUGUGGUCCAUGGCACCAUCAAGACAGUAAAUGAAGAUACUGGAAAAGUCAUUGUGUUUUCCCAGGAUGAAGUGCAGAUUGAAGUUGUGCAGCUAAGGGCUGUUAGGAUCCUUGCAGCUGCAACUCGACUCAUCACAGCUACUGAGAUGCCAGUUUACGUCAUGGGAGUGACCAGUACCCAGACCCCUUUCUCCUUCAGCAAUGCCAACCCUGGGCUCACAUUCCAUUGGUCCAUGAGCAAAAGGGACGUAUUGGAUCUAGUGCCCAGGCAUUCAGAGGUUUUUCUACAACUCCCAGUAGAGAAUAACUUUGCCAUGGUUGUCCACACAAAAGCAGCUGGUUGGACCAGUAUCAAAGUCACUGUCCGCUGUAUGAACAGUUCCUCUGGGCAGUUUGAGGGGAAUUUGUUGGAACUGUCUGAUGAAGUUCAGAUCCUGGUGUUUGAAAAACUCCAACUUUUCUACCCAGAGUGCCAACCCAAACAAAUUCUGAUGCCCAUGAAUUCUCAGCUCAAACUCCAUACCAACAGGGUAGGGGCCGCCUUUGUGAGUUCCCGUGUUCUCAAGUGUUUCCCUAAUUCAUCUGUCAUUGAGGACGACGGUGAAGGGCUCCUGAAAGCUGGUUCCAUUGCAGGUACUGCUGUGUUGGAAGUCACUUCUAUAGAACCUUUUGGAGUCAACCAAACAACUAUAACUGGGGUUCAGGUAGCACCAGUGACAUACCUGCGAAUGAGCAGCCACCCCAAGCUAUACACAGCUCAAGGAAGGACCCUAUCAGCCUUUCCCUUGGGCAUGUCUCUCACCUUCAUUGUUCAGUUUUACAAUAGCAUCGGAGAGAAAUUCCACACACACAAUACCCAGCUUUAUCUGGCUUUGAACAGAGAUGACCUGCUGCUUAUUGGACCAGGGAAUAGGAACUAUACUUACAUGGCUCAGGCUGUGAAAAGAGGGGUGACACUUGUGAGGCUCUGGGACCAGAGACAUCCAGGCAUGGCAGAUUAUAUUCCUGUUUCUGUAGAGCACGCCAUCGAGCCAGACACCAAGCUUACCUUUGUCGGAGAUGUCAUCUGCUUCAGUACUCACCUCCUCAACCAGAAUGGUGAACCCGGGAUGUGGAUGAUUUCCGCUGAUGACAAUAUUCUACAAACAGACAUUGUCACUGGGGUAGGAGUGGCCAGGAGUCCAGGAAUAGCAACAAUUUUUCAUGACAUUCCAGGACUAGUGAAAACAUAUCGAGAGGUGGUGGUCCAUGCAUCAUCAAGAUUAACACUCAGUUAUGACCUUAAGACUUAUCUCACCAAUACCCUCAGUUCAACUGUGUUCAAGCUCUUCAUCACCACUGGCAGAAAUGGUGUCAAUCUUAAAGGAUCCUGCACCCCAAGUCAGGCCUUGGCCAUUACAACAACACUUCUUCCAGAGACCCUCAUGCGGUGCAAUGUACAGUUCAGUAAUACUUUACUAGACAUUCCAGCAAGUAAAGUCUUUCAUGUCCAUUCAGAUUUCAGCAUGGAGAAAGGGGUUUAUGUCUGCCUAAUCAAGGUUCGACCCCAGUCAGAGGAGCUACUCCAGGCCCUCAGCACGGCUGACACCUCAGUCUAUGGUUGGGCCUCGCUUGUCAGUGAGCAUAGCAAGAAUGGAAUGCAAAGAAUUCUCAUUCCUUUCAUCCCAGCCUUUUACAUCAAUCAAUCAGAAUUGGUUCUUAGCCACAAAAAAGACAUCGGGGAGAUAAGAGUACUGGGAGUGGACAGAGUUCUUGAGAAACUAGAGGUCUUCCCCAGCUCCCCAGUUCUAGUGGUCUCUGGCCAUAGGCCCUCUUCCCUCACACGUGGCCUGGCUAUCUACCCCAUAAAAGUAGUCAACUUCAUUUCCCUCCAGCAGAUGGCAUCACCUGUUUUCAUCAAUAUUUCCUGUGUGCUCACCAGUCAAAUUGAGGCUGUGCGAGUGAGAGCUAUGAAAGGUAAGUCUGGUGCAGAUCAAUGUGAAGAUUCAGGUGUCCUCCAGAAGCUCAUGGGUUCUUACCAGAUUUUCUUUACCCUCUUUGCGGUGUUGGCAUCAACAGCUUUCCUCUUUCUAGCAUACAAUGCCUUUCUAAACAAGAUACAGACAGUUCCAGUCGUUUAUGUACCAACUCUAGGUGCACCACAACCAGGUUCUUACACAUCCACACAUUCUCCCCCUCCCUUCAUGAGUCCACAACCCCCACCAGCGCAGCAUCGGCUACAACAUUGGCUUUGGAGUACAAGGCACUAACCUCUGCUUGGACAAG
This is a messenger RNA of Mesoplodon densirostris (Blainville's beaked whale), 5269 nucleotides long. RefSeq names its product nucleoporin 210 like (gene NUP210L). Lineage: Eukaryota; Metazoa; Chordata; Mammalia; Artiodactyla; Ziphiidae. The coding region runs from base 16 to 5253 and encodes 1745 amino acids. Gene Ontology annotation, cellular component: nuclear pore. The record is from RefSeq and is a predicted model, not a curated record. The transcript is spliced from 38 exons.